Molecule: messenger RNA, 1586 nt
Organism: Varanus komodoensis (Komodo dragon)
Lineage: Eukaryota; Metazoa; Chordata; Lepidosauria; Squamata; Varanidae
Gene: EGLN2
Product: egl-9 family hypoxia inducible factor 2
Exons: 6
Coding region: 238-1158 (306 amino acids)
Biological process (GO): peptidyl-proline hydroxylation to 4-hydroxy-L-proline; cellular response to hypoxia
Cellular component (GO): cytoplasm; nucleus
Molecular function (GO): peptidyl-proline 4-dioxygenase activity; ferrous iron binding; L-ascorbic acid binding
Source: RefSeq, a predicted model, not a curated record
CGCGCCUCGCUGCGCCUCGCCUCUCCCGCCGCCCAGAAGUGGGAAGCGGAGAGGUGCCGCCGGUUGAUCACUUCGCACAGGCGCAGGGGCGCCCCCGCCGACGGCCGCGCGUCAUGCCCCCCCCGGCCCUCGCGCCGUAGCCCGUGGCCGCCCCCACCGCACAGGCCGCCCCGUCGUCAGCGCAAGGACCGGCCGCAACAUGGCGACGGCCCGCGGCUCCGGCCCCCGGGAUGUGACAUGGAGGGCUCCCGCCCGCUGCCGCCGGUAGCCGGCUGUCCCCGCCGGAGCAUGGGCCGCGAGGGCGAGGGCGCCGCGGUGGGGGGCCUCCUCCUGCUGGCGCUGAACGGGCGCCGAGAGGCGAAGCGGCGCGGGCCCGAGAACGGCGACGCGGAGGGCGAAGGCGCUGCCAAGAGGCGCCGGGCCGAGCCGGGCGCGGGCGAUCGGUGCGUCCCCGUCAGCCGGCUGGCCCUGGACUACGUGGUGCCCUGCAUGAACUUCUACGGGAUCUGCGUCAAGGACGCGUUCCUCGGCGAGGCGCUGGGCGCGCAGGUCCUGGCCGAGGUGGAGGCGCUGAAGCGGGGCGGCAAGUUCCACGACGGGCAGCUGGUGAGCCAGAAGGCCGUCCCCCCCUGCAGCAUCCGCGGGGACCAGAUCGCCUGGGUGGAGGGCCGGGAGCCCGGCUGCCAGGCCAUCGGGGCGCUCAUGGCGCGCGUCGACCAGCUCGUCCUGCACUGCGCCGGCAAGCUGGGCGGCUACGACAUCAACGGCCGCACCAAGGCCAUGGUGGCAUGUUACCCUGGCAAUGGCAUGGGUUACGUGCGGCACGUGGACAACCCCCACGGAGACGGGCGCUGUGUCACGUGCAUUUAUUACCUGAACCGGCAGUGGGAUAGCAAGGCGCACGGCGGCAACCUGCAGAUCUACCCCGAGGGCCGCUCGGUCGUUGCGAACAUCGAGCCCAUCUUCGACCGGCUGCUCAUCUUCUGGUCAGACCGGCGCAACCCGCACGAGGUGAAGCCAGCCUAUGCCACGAGGUACGCCAUCACCGUCUGGUAUUUUGACGCAAAGGAGCGGGCAGAAGCCAAGGGGAGGCACCGGCUGGCCUCUGCGCAGACCGUGGGGCCCGCCCCCGCCGCGCCGACCAGCGGCCCCACCUGACGGACGCGCGAGCCGCGUGGGAACCCGACCGCCAAGGGCCGCCCUGCUCUUGGGCCGCUUCAAGCUGCUGCUGCCGCUGCUGCCGCCCCGCCGCGGCCGGACGCGCCCCAGCGCCAGCCCCGCGGAGGACGAGGCCGAGCGGCGGGCGGACCCUGCGGAGGAGCGCGCCCGCCCGCCCGCGUGGACGCGUGUCCGGGGGAGCAGCCCUCCCUCGGGCGCCUCCGCCCGCCUGCCCCGGAGUGGGGGACCCGGCGCCCGAGGGGCGCACCCGCGCUGCCGCAGUUGCUCCGUCCUGCUCGUUUCCUGCAGCUCGGAGUCCGGCGGGGACGCGCGCGGGGCCGCCCGGGGGCGCGAGCGGCGGAGGCGGCGGCGGAGCACGAGCUGCCGUGCGCGCGGAGUGGAGCGGAAUAAACAAGACCUCGUGGAGA